Acaromyces ingoldii is the source of this 1802-nucleotide messenger RNA. RefSeq lists its product as hypothetical. The record is from RefSeq and is a predicted model, not a curated record. Lineage: Eukaryota; Fungi; Basidiomycota; Exobasidiomycetes; Exobasidiales; Cryptobasidiaceae. Bases 345 to 1787 code for a protein of 480 amino acids. The transcript has a single exon.
CACAACACAUCGGCGCGAAUUCCUACGAGGUAGUGUGCGCCACCUCCCAGAUCUCGCGACCUCACCUCCCACUGGCACAUCUACCAGCGCACCUUCUUCUUCUUCUCACGGAACAGGUGUCGCUGUCGCUGCCCCUCUUUCACGCGGUGUGGCUCUCUCCCUCUCUCUUUUUCUCUUUCUCAGCCGCCUUCACUCUCACCAUGUCUCUCGCAUAAUUUUGGCCACACACCAGCUACGACCUGAGGUGGAAAAGUGAGGGAAGGAAAGAAGGAGCGCCACCUUUAUUGUGAAUAUACCGCACCCGCAUCGCUUCGUUGGAGGGAUAGACAACCCGGCCAGGGAUCAUGUCGCAGUCGCUUGUCUCCGCUCCCGCCAUGUUGGCCAACGGCAGCGAGCCCCAUCACAGCUCGCCCCGGGCCAAGUCGAGCCCGUUGGUGAGGACGUCUUCGUCUUCGUCGGCUGCCAGCCCAAAAGGGGCAGCCUCGUCCUCUUCAUCGUCGUCACCGCCACCACCACCGCCGCCGCCGUCGUCUUCCGCUUCGAGGGCUGCCAAAUUGGUCGCCUCGCCCUCGCUCUCACAGCCGACAGUCUCAUCUCAGCAGGUCCAUGCUCAUCGACAGCAGCAGCAGCAGCAGCAGGCCCAGUCGCAGGCCCAGUCGCAGGCCCAGCCGAACGGGCUGACUGCAAUCAAGGCGACGAGCAACGGCGUGCCCUCUUUCCCCUCGCCCCCUUCCUCCUCUUCCUCUCCUCCUCCUUCAUCUUCCGGACCUCCCGUGUCGGUUAAGCUGCUCACGCAGCCAUCAGUGCAGUGGCCAUACUGGCUCAGCGAGCCAGUCAGCGCACUCGCCAAAGAUAUUGAGCAGGACAUGCUCGAGAUCGAGUCUCCGCCCCCCUUUCCCCUGGCCAUCGUCUUUCAGCACCACGAGCGGCCCGGGCAGGCACCGGCUCAGACGACGCUCGCCCAGCGAGACGGUCUCACGCUGCGCAUCUCCGACUUCUGCCACGAGGCAGGCUACCGCGAGUGGUCCCGCCUGAUGGAGGUGGCCCCGCUGGCGAGUCAGCACCACAUGAGCCGGUACAACCAGCUCAAGUUCGGCUGCAACGGCAGUCCAUUCACCUAUGUGCCCAUGACGCUCCAGAGCCCGAGCCAGUCCAAGGCGGCGAUGGAUCGACAGCUGGACAAUGAGCGGCGGGCACUCGACUGGCUCGUCGAGAAGCGCAAGCGCGCGCGGCAGGUGGCGGCACGAGCACGCCAGGAGCAGCAGGAGCUCGCCCGCGCCAAAUCCCGCCAGUCGCGCGACCACGGGCCCAUGAGUCCCGAGUCGGAAUCUACGACGAUUGGCGGACUCAAGAGGCGAUCGAGCAACGCCGUUGCCUCAUUACUUUCUGAUUCCGACGGUGACUCACACAUGCGGGGUACUUCGCCUUUCUCAACGGCCACGGCGGCGACAAUGACGACGACGACGACGGCAACGCCAGUCACUUCUCUUCCCUCGGGAUCUUCGUCGUUGCACGACAACAACACUGUCAAAAUAAAGGGACCAGUCAAUGAUGUCGAAACGGUCGCAGCCGAGUGGGAGAAACCCGUUGGAAAUGAAUUGGCAUAUCAACAGCAACCCGCCAACGCCAGCGCUGUGUCUACCUCCGGUGCCGUCGCUGCCCAAAUUGAACCAACAACAUUGCAGCAAGUCCAAGAAGAGCAGAGACCGGCCACGAUUUCAGCCAUGGCACCACAGCAGCAGCAGGCCUUGGCCGUCAAGACAAGUGAUACCCACCCUAUCCAGUGAGUUUGUCACUAUGUA